GGGCGGGGCCGCAGGGGGUUGUCCGCCCGCUGCACGCACAGCAGCCGCAGCCGUCUCGCGCUUGCUCCCGCGGUCGCAACUUGAGCCGCAACCUUCGCGCCGCCUCUGCUGCUCGCUUCGUGGGUCGGUCCCUCCGGCACACGGCCUCCAGCCGCGCCACAGCUGCCUUCUGAUCCCUCUAGCUGCCCCGGUUUCCUCGCCCGGCCCGACCCAGCCCGCGAAGAUGGUGGACCGCGAGCAACUGGUGCAGAAAGCCCGGCUGGCCGAGCAGGCGGAGCGCUACGACGACAUGGCCGCGGCCAUGAAGAACGUGACAGAGCUGAAUGAGCCGCUGUCCAAUGAAGAAAGAAACCUUCUUUCUGUGGCCUACAAGAAUGUAGUUGGGGCCCGCCGUUCUUCCUGGAGGGUCAUUAGUAGCAUUGAGCAGAAGACCUCUGCAGAUGGUAAUGAGAAGAAGAUAGAGAUGGUCCGUGCUUACCGUGAGAAAAUAGAGAAGGAGUUGGAAGCGGUGUGUCAGGAUGUGCUGAGCCUGCUGGAUAACUACCUGAUUAAGAAUUGCAGUGAGACCCAGUACGAGAGCAAAGUGUUCUACCUGAAGAUGAAAGGGGACUAUUAUCGCUACCUGGCGGAAGUGGCCACUGGAGAGAAGAGGGCGACUGUCGUGGAGUCGUCUGAGAAGGCCUACAGCGAAGCCCAUGAGAUCAGCAAGGAGCACAUGCAGCCCACCCACCCCAUCCGAUUAGGCCUGGCUCUCAACUACUCCGUUUUCUACUAUGAGAUCCAGAACGCGCCCGAGCAAGCGUGCCACUUGGCCAAGACCGCCUUUGACGACGCCAUCGCUGAGCUCGACACUCUGAACGAGGACUCCUACAAGGACUCCACUCUCAUCAUGCAGCUCCUCCGCGACAACCUAACGCUCUGGACAAGCGAUCAGCAAGACGACGACGGCGGAGAAGGCAACAAUUAAGGCCCAGGUGGACUGGGAGCGCACGCCGACGCUACUACUGCAGUCUUUAUUUUUUUCCCAUGAGUCGGGGGUCGGGUGGGGGAGGGAAAGGGAGGGGUGACCUUCCUAGGGAGAAACCCACGACCUGUCCUGUCUUUGAUCGCCUCUUUGACAUUUUUGCCAAAAUACCACUAGUGGAAAGUCAGGCUAUCUGUGCUGGUAUUGGAGUAGCAGUCUCACACCGGCAUAUGGACUGUUCUGUAGAUUAAUGCAAGUGGAGCUGUCUUUAAUUUAACUUAUUGCUAGAUAAUAGGGUUUGAAGGUGAAAGGAAAACUUCAGUGGGAUGGCCCUCAUUCAAUAAGUUCUGUGGUUCCAGUAAGGAGUUUUAUGUACAUAUGCUCUUGUCUUAAGUUUUGGGUACUUUCUAUCUCAUCUGUUUUAGCUGUGCAUUUUUUUCAGGGUGUACUUUACCAGACAUGGAAUAGUUUAAAUCCCAAACUGACAGACUUAGGACAUAAGGUAUAUUUAUGCUUAUGGUUUAGGCCUUGCUAGUUUUCUGAAGUCUCCAAUUAGUUGACAGUAUUAACACUAAAUUGCAGUUUACAGUAUUUCUACAUUACAGCCAUAUGUGACAUCAAGCCAUUGUGCGUUUUCCUUUGCUAGUUAUUUUGGCUUUACAUCCGUAUUCAGCCUUAUUUAUCCAGGUUGGUUUUCUCCUAGGCCAGAGGCUUGCCUGAGGAGCGUCAAAGCUACUUUAGGUUUUGGUUAAUAGGUGCUUGGCAGGUGGCUGUGGGAUUUUUGUGUCUUUCCUUUUAACUUAAAUCCACCACAAAAAAAUCACUUUAAUAGAAACGUUAAACACCACAAAAAUAGAGAAAAUUCAGGUCUGUAUGUCAUUUACCGUGUUGAUAUUUUCAGAGAAAUCCUGAUUUGUAAGCUGCCACAGCUCAUUCCUCAGGGGUUAUGCUGCCACCUCACUCUGCACUUGAGUCUUCUCCACUGUACCUUACGUGAAUGCCACUCAGUCGGGUUGUAGAAGCUGGGUGGUCAUUUUGAGGUUUGUGGUGCAGUGUAUGAAAAUGCAGGUGCUAGAAGCUUACUGGUAGAAGAAUCCAAAAGGAAGAGCUCUUCAUAAACAUUCUGUCUUGAUUUUGGGAGCCUUGUAAGUGUGUCAGUUUUUCCUCCUGAAAACACUCUUUCCCCCAAGAAAUUGUUAUGAGAAAACAAAUUAAAAUCAUCAUCAGGUAAUAAAUACUUAACUCCUAUUUGACCAAAACUUUUUCUAUGUAUUUUGUUCUUUUUAAUGAAAGUAUAGAAAUCAGAGAUUCAUUUCUCUUGUGUAAUCAGUGCAUGUUUCAGAAUGGAAGGAAACCACAUUGCUAUUUCCACAGAUUUUUCAGUUAGCCUUAGGCCCUUCAUUCUCAUUUCGGAUAAAUGUCUGAAAACACAGUGUGUUGCAUGUGUGUUCAUUCAGCCUUUUGUAUAAGAUCAUUAACAGUGUGAACUCCAGAGAUAGGUAAUGACACUUAGACUUGUUUUGUUUGUUUUAUUUAGGCAAGAAGAGUAGGUAAUAAUUGAGGAAAAACUGACACUUGCUUUAGCUAAUACCAAAAUUGAG
Messenger RNA from Hipposideros armiger (great roundleaf bat), 2565 nucleotides. RefSeq names its product tyrosine 3-monooxygenase/tryptophan 5-monooxygenase activation protein gamma (gene YWHAG). Lineage: Eukaryota; Metazoa; Chordata; Mammalia; Chiroptera; Hipposideridae. The coding region runs from base 224 to 967 and encodes 247 amino acids. The record is from RefSeq and is a predicted model, not a curated record. The transcript has 2 exons.